This is a messenger RNA of Mya arenaria, 2063 nucleotides long. Its product is annotated as sodium- and chloride-dependent glycine transporter 2-like. Lineage: Eukaryota; Metazoa; Mollusca; Bivalvia; Myida; Myidae. Gene Ontology annotation, cellular component: membrane. The record is from RefSeq and is a predicted model, not a curated record. The transcript is spliced from 13 exons. Bases 162 to 2051 code for a protein of 629 amino acids. Gene Ontology annotation, biological process: sodium ion transmembrane transport.
GUUAAUGAUAUGUGCUUUGCAUUUUAUUUUGAGUAAGCAUUCAAAUGUUUAAACAUUAAACAGUUUGCUUUGAGCUAAGAAUUUACAGAAGGCUAUAUUUAAUUGUCAGACCUUGAUAGAACAAUAAAAGAAUACUCGAACUAGUAAACUGUGUAUCUACUAUGAUUGCUCAGGAUGGUGGGAAAACAAGUGAGUCCAAUAUUGUGGAGUAUGCCCCUACCGCGUUGGAACAAACCCUGGAUACAGGAGAUAGGGAGGAAGGCUCUGGGGAUGGAGAUUAUGCCCGGGGUGUGUGGGGGAGGAAAUUGGAGUUCCUGCUGUCGGUGAUUGGAUAUUCCGUCGGCGUCGGCAACCUUUGGAGAUUCCCAUACUUGGUCAUGCAGAAUGGUGGAGGAGCAUUCCUUAUUCCAUUUUUCUUCUUCCUGGUCCUGUGUGGGGUGCCCUUGUUCUACCUUGAGCUGUGUCUGGGUCAGUUUUCCGGGAUUUCGUGUCUUUACGUAUGGAAGUUCUGCCCUCUCUUUAAAGGUAUCGGGUACAUGAUGUUGGUGCUGUCCUUCAUCUGGUGCUGGUACUACAUUAUGGUGCUCGUCUGGGUCCUCGUGUAUCUUGUCAACUCCUUCCUACCCCAGCUCCCUUGGAGUGCAUGCGGUCAAGCGUGGAAUACAGAUCAGUGUAUCGAGGGGCUCCGCUCCCUUGGCAACUGUUCCGAGGUGAACACUGUGUGUAAUGCCAGCAAGGCUGUGUACACGGCUGAUGACAUGGCUAGAACCGCUAGCAAGGAGUUUUGGCAUAACUAUGUCUUACACCGUUCCAAUGGCCUGGAAGAUAUGGGGUCUAUCCAGUGGCACCUGGUGGUAGCGCUGGUUGUGGCAUGGCUCAUUAUCUUCCUUUGCCUCAUGAAGGGCAUUAAAAGUUUGAGCAAGGUCGUCUAUGUGACAGCAUUACUGCCAUAUAUACUUCUCACUGCCUUCCUUAUUAAGGGGUUGACCCUGCCAGGGGCCAAGGAUGGAAUUAUUUACUACCUAAAACCGGACUUCAGCACUUUACUCGACUUUGGAGUGUGGGUAACGGCUGCUGUCCAGGUAUUCUACUCUCUGGGUCCGGCCUGGGGCGGCCUUAUUACGAUGGCCAGUUAUAACAAGUUCAACAACAACUGCCUCAAAGAUGCACUGAUAUGCGUAAUGGCGGAUGGUUUUACCAGCUUCUUCGGAGGGUUUGUUAUCUUCUCUGCGAUUGGCUUCAUCGCUAAAGAGGCAAACAUGGAUGUUAAGGAUGUAGCAACGUCAGGUCCUGGCCUGGCGUUGGUAAUAUACCCGGAGGCGUUAACCAAGCUGCCCCUGCCACAACUCUGGGCCGUGCUGUUCUUUGUAAUGCUUCUCUCCCUUUGUAUCGACAGUCAGUUUGGAGUGUUUGAGACGCUUUCUAGUGGGUUAAUGGACACAUUCCCGAGACUGAGAAAACACAAGGUGCUUGUGACUGCGUGUCUGAGUGUCGUAAUUAUGUUUCUGGACCUUCCAUAUACGACAGGUGCUGGUAUCUACCUGUACCAGCUAGUAGAUUGGUAUUUCUCUGCGUUCUGUGUCCUCAUCAUCUCUUUCCUGGAGUGCUUCCUUAUAGCAUGGGUCUAUGGAGCAGACCGGUUCUCUAACGAUGUCAAACUGAUGAUCGGACGUACACCGCCAAGGUUCAUUAGAUUCUGCUGGUGCUUCAUCACCCCCGUUAUACUGUUGACGAUAUUCCUGAUCAUGUGUUACCAAUAUGAGCCGCCAGCAUACGACAAUUACGAAUACCCAAUGUUUGCUAAGGUGUGCGGGAACAUUCUUGCCAUGGUGCCAGUCAUUCCUCUACCUGUGGUCAUGAUUUACCAGAUAUGGAGGACACCAGGGUCACUGUAUGAACGUAUUGUGUAUCUACUGAAGCCCUCGCCAGACUGGGGUCCCCAUAUUUUGGGGGUCAAGGCGGGAUACAUGGAGAUGCAAAACAAAGCCCGAGCCCGUGGUGUCCUCGAUGCCGUCAGAGAUAAACUGAUAGGGCCAUCGUACUACAGCUAGUCUUGAAUCAUA